Molecule: messenger RNA, 2461 nt
Organism: Syngnathus acus (greater pipefish)
Lineage: Eukaryota; Metazoa; Chordata; Actinopteri; Syngnathiformes; Syngnathidae
Gene: adam28
Product: ADAM metallopeptidase domain 28
Exons: 22
Coding region: 83-2431 (782 amino acids)
Biological process (GO): proteolysis
Cellular component (GO): plasma membrane
Molecular function (GO): metalloendopeptidase activity
Source: RefSeq, a predicted model, not a curated record
UACUGUGACAGUUCCACAGACAGCGAGUGAAGGUGUGGCCUCACUAACACAGCAUGUAGGUGGAAAGAAUAAAACUUGAUCGAUGCCACAAUCUGCUCAUUUACCACAUACUACGAUGACACGUGAACUUCUUUUGUGGGUCCUCAUCCUAAAUGGCGCGCUCAAUCUAUCAGACAGCCAUGCCGCUCUAUUUGAGAUUGGAAAGGACUAUGAGCUCGUACGACCUGUCCGGCUUCACUCUGUCAGAAGAAGAGACACCGGGAACCUCAGGCCAGAGACCCUGAAGUAUGCAAUGACUGUAGAAGGAAAGGAUGUCGAAAUGCACUUACAAAAAAACAAUGACUUACUCACUCAAGAUUACUCAGAGACUUUUUACCAAGAGGAUGGGACACAAGUCACGAGUUCUCCAAAUGACAUUGAUCACUGCUACUAUCAUGGGAAGAUCGUGAACCAAAGCGACUCGACAGUUAGCAUCAGCACCUGUGAUGGACUUCGAGGUUAUUUCAGGACAUCAGCCCAGAGGUACUUGAUCGAGCCUCUGACUGGUGAUGAUGAGGGGGAUCAUGCCGUAAUGAAGUUCAACGAAGAGGACUACACACCCGCUGUGUGCGGUGUCACCAACACGACAUGGAGCACAGAUUUCGAGCCACCAACAAGCCGCAGUCGCUCCAGAUCAGCGGGUAUUUCCAUCAUUCAGCAACAGAAAUACAUUGAACUCUACCUUGUUGCUGAUAACCGUGAGUAUGUGAAGCUAAACCGGGAUCAAACAGCACUGAGGAAAAGGAUAUUUGAAGUCGUCAACUUUGUCAACAUGGUAUACAAGCCCCUGAGGACCUUCAUUGCUCUUGUCGGGCUGGAGAUCUGGUCCAAUGGUGACUUGAUCUCCAUCACUCCUCCGGCCGGCGCUAAUCUAAAUGCUUUUAUGACAUGGAGGAAUUCUGAGCUGGUCAAGAGAAAGAAACAUGACAAUGCACAUCUUAUCAGCGGGAUUGACUUUGAGGGAGCAACGGUGGGACUGGCGUACAUCGGGACUCUCUGUUCCGGUCAUUCUGUCGGAGUAGUACAGGACCACAACAAUCGAGCCAUUGCUGUGGGGGCCACAUUGGCCCAUGAGAUGGGCCAUAAUCUUGGCAUGAAUCAUGAUGACUCCAGUGCUUGUAUCUGCGCUGGGGAUAGCUGCAUCAUGGGUGCAGCCCUCAGCUGGGACACCCCUCGCACUUUCAGUAGCUGCAGCAGCAGAGACUAUGAGAAAUACUUGACCGGCCGCAGCCCAAGCUGUAUGCUGAACAAGCCGGACUACAUGAGUCUGGUGGUGCCGUCUGUCUGUGGAAACGGUUUUGUCGAGAAAGGAGAGCAGUGUGACUGUGGGACUGAAAAGGAAUGCACCAACCCAUGCUGCAAUGCAACCACUUGCACCCUAAGUGAGGGCUCCCAGUGUGCUGCAGGGGAGUGUUGUGACGACUGCAAGAUACUUCCGCGAUCUUGGGAGUGUCGGAGGAAACAGGAUGAAUGUGAUCUCGCAGAAUACUGUGAUGGGGAGAGUGACACAUGUCCUGAGGAUGUAUUCAGUGUCAACGGCUUACCAUGUGAUGAAGGCUCUGGUUAUUGUUAUAAUGGCCAGUGUCCAAAAAGAUCAGACCAGUGCCUCAAACUAUAUGGAGCAAGUGCUAUUGAGGCUCGUCCUUCCUGCUAUAACCAAAACACCAAAGGAACUUACUAUGCCUUCUGCAAACGUCCCUCAAAUGAUCAAUACAUCCCCUGCCAGAAAGAAAAUGUGUUUUGUGGGAAACUCUUCUGUCACAAUGGAAACAACAACCCAAACUAUGGCCGCAUGGUGAGGAUUGGUGACUGCAAAGCAGCUUUCUUUGGAGAAUAUACUAAAGACUAUGGCCAGGUGGACACCGGGACCAAAUGUGGGGACGGAAAGGUGUGCAGUGAAAAUGAAUGCGUGAGUCUUCCAAAUGCUUACAGAAUCACAAACUGCUCUGCAAAAUGUCCUGGCCAUGCCGUGUGUAAUCACAAAAGUGAGUGUCAGUGUGAGCCUGGCUGGUUGCCUCCUUCAUGCUCUUCCAAAGACAACGAGUUCAGCGCUCUUUCUACUGGAGCAACUGCUGCCAUCGCAGUGGCAAUUUCAUUAGUGGUUCUGGGGAUAAUUAUUGCUGUCAUCGUGGGCGUCAUCUGGAAAAAACGACAGAGCCCUGUGUUACCAACUGCUCAUCAAGUAAGGAAGGAGCCAGUAGUGGACAGCGCUGCUCUCAGUCUUAAAGCACAAGUUCCCCGUCCACCCACACAAGUGUCGCAGGCUGGGAGGCCAAAACCCAAAGGACCUCCUCCUCCACCUCCACCAGCAGCAAACAGAGCAAAUCCCGCAAACCACAACUACAGGGUUGUCCCUCAGGCACUAAGGCCAGUACCUCCACCUAAGGUCUAACGGCUCACCAUGCAAUACUUUCAGCAAGGG